Molecule: messenger RNA, 12948 nt
Organism: Anguilla rostrata (American eel)
Lineage: Eukaryota; Metazoa; Chordata; Actinopteri; Anguilliformes; Anguillidae
Product: mediator of RNA polymerase II transcription subunit 13-like
Exons: 31
Coding region: 1674-8051 (2125 amino acids)
Biological process (GO): regulation of transcription by RNA polymerase II
Cellular component (GO): mediator complex
Molecular function (GO): transcription coregulator activity
Source: RefSeq, a predicted model, not a curated record
UUGCUGUGGGCGCAGGCUGUCACACACAGUGGGAAUCACACAUACACACACGCACACACAUUCACUUACGAAUGUAACAGUAAAGACACUUAGACAAAAACAAUGCCUGAAAAAGGAGACGAGGCUUCCCACAGAAGCCCGUUGGUUACGUUAAAUAACCAGUAUCAGCGCUUUCUUACAUUUUAAAAGACCACUUCAUAAAGGGCAUAUGUUUUUUCAUAUUCUUGAUACAUUUUGAAGGGCACAUAGACGUAAUUCUGCGAGCUUGCCGUUUCAUGUUUUUUUAAACGCCUAUUAUGUAUUUAUUAAUCACGAUAUCAGACAGGGAUAACUGGCGUCAUUGUUGAGAUGAUUGUUAGCUAGCGUAAUUAGCUACCAACGGCAACAUUGGGUUCAUAUUGCUGGAGUAGGACGUUUCGUCAUGAUAUAAAACAGAAAGGAAGGAAGGAUUUUUUUAGCCCUCGUCUGUUGUAGUCUACUGCCGUUUUCCUGAUGAUGGUCUGGAUACUUUUUCGUUUGAGGAAGAAACAAGAUGUGAGGACAUUUUAAAUCGAAACUGAAAUUUUAACUUUAGCCUAUCUUGUACGAAAUCCAUCGCUCAUUUUGUACAGUUGGAAACAACCUUCGAUAUAUAGCCUAGCUAUUUUAGUAUGCAGUCUUAUUUUAAAAACGAGGAUGGAAACAUUGCUGUUCUCCGUUGCCUCUUGUGUGCUACACACUGUCAGAGUAUGGCGGUGGUAAGAAAGAAAUACUAUAAAUAACCAUUACAAUUCGCAAACUAUCACAACUGGUGCAUAAGGUUGUGGUGCAAGCGGUUUUGAUUUUUUUAACUCUUUCUUGUAUUUAAGAAACAUCAGUACGUAUCCGUAUCCGUUUUAUAUAGAUAUUUAGACUAUAACUCUACCAUUCUAUCUAUUGAAUAACAUCGUUCACCUCUGACUGACUCCAGUCAUUUGACACUUGUCGUAUGUGUUAAUUUUCAAUAUAAUGAUGAGAAUCAUUUCCAUAUUGCCAGACUAAAACUGCGCUUUCGUACAUUAAGUUCUGGAAUCCGGGCGAUUCCACGUUCAUUAUCGAUACGUUUUUAAUUAAAAUUGAUUUUCGCAUUAGAAGAAAGGAAUACAUCGUUUGGAUUAAACUGUUAUUUAAUCAAUAUAAUAACCGAAGAGACUGGCGUGGCUACAGUGUGACAUUUUCUGCUGGAUGCAGCCUAUUAAACCGAGGAUCUGUUUUCUUUUUGUGCGUGUUUAGUAGGCUAAUGAUUUGAUUCGGACACCCAUGACCUGGAUUCCAUGAUUAUUCGCAUCUCCUAAUAGCCUACGUUUGGAUUUACAACAUAACAUCACAGUUUUCUUUGGAGUUCAUGUCGUAAACGUUGAAGACAAAGGUUGUAAGUGAUAGCUCGUUAUUUUAAGCCCUCCAUCACAGUUUGGAUUCAGCGCGUCUUGGGGUAACAUUUAAUCGUCCCGCAAAAUCAAUUCAUUAUUGAUACAUUUUCCUUGGGGAGCAGGGGUGGGGGAUUUAAUUUUAAAUCGCGCCCCUGUUCUUGCUGUCAGUAAUUUGAGUAUUGUCAGCGUAUGGCGUGGAUUUCUUGAAAAGGAACUUUACAACGGCACGGUCUUGGUACCGACCCAGGAUUUCGACAUGCCCAGCACUGACGACCCCGGACGAUUAUGACUGCAGCAGCGAAUUGGGUGGCUAACGGGGCGAGCCUUGAAGACUGCCACUCCAACCUCUUCUCCCUGGCGGAGCUCACUGGAAUCAAAUGGCGGCGCUAUAGAUUCCGAGGUGGUGGUGAAUGCGGGCCUGUGAUUUCGGCGCCGGCUCAGGAUGAUCCUAUCCUGCGCAGCUUCACCCGGUGCGUGAAGGCCAACCUGCUCUGCGUGUGGCGGCGCGAUGCGAAACCCGAUGGCAAGGAGCUGUGGAUCUUCUGGUGGGGGGAGGAGCCGAACCUGGCCGACAUUAUCCACAAUGAACUGGAGGAGCCGGAAGAAGGGGUAUGGGAGAGUGGAUUAACAUACGAACGCAGGACAUUGCUCUUCAAGGCCAUCCACAACUUGCUCGAGAGAUGUCUGAUGGAAAAGGACUUCGUGCGGAUUGGGAAGUGGUUUGUCAAGCCCUACGAGCCAGAAGAGAAGAACCUCAGUACGAGUGAGCACCUGUCCUGUGCCUUUACCUUCUUCCUGCAUGGAGAGAGCAAUGUUUGCACCAGUGUGGAGAUUUCUCAGCACCAGCCAGCCUACCGCGUCAAUGAGGAUCACAUCACCCUGGCCCAGACCUCCUCCACCCCUGUGCGAGUGAUCCUGAGCCCUUAUGGAUUGGCUGGGACCUUGACAGGCCAAGCCUACAAGAUGAGUGAGCCUGCAGUGCGCAAGCUGAUGGAGGAGUGGAGCCACUUCUACCCCACAGUGCUGAGGCUUCGAGAGGAUGAGCGCCAGGAUGGAGACCCCAGCUAUGACCCCCACAGCCACGUGGCUGUUGAGGUCAUCGUAGGUGGUGUGAGAAUGAUAUACCCAGCAGCCUUUGUGCUCAUUGCCCAGAGUGACCUGCCAAUGGAGCAGGUCCCUUUGGCUCCUGGGGCCCAAGGGAUUAGCAGGGACCCCUCCAACUGCAGCAUUCCACUCACUCCUCCCUCAUCACCUGAGCAGCCCUGCACAGGUGACAGCGGUUUCCAAACUUUAGUCUCAAGCAUCCCUGGACAGGAGAGUGGCAUGGUGGCCACCAGCCCUAGCCCAAAGCAUUCUGGGAAGAAACUGACUAGCCAGGUGGUGCACCAGGCCUGGAAAGAGUGCUACCUGAGCCAGACGCAACACAUGCACAGUCUGUCCGGCAUUAUGACCCCAGAGGAGGAGAUGCCAAACAGGGCACCAGCAUGGGACUUCAUUGACCCGGCAGAGAGAGCAUCUUGCAGCUGCUCCAGGUUAAAGCAGCACAAGCAGCAGCGACAGACAAAUGUGGCAGGCCGCCCCGCUUCAAACCCCCAGCUUGGUGGCAAUGCUGCAACCAUGGUCACACCCUCACUACCCCCGCCAGCCCCACCAAAGCACAAAGCAGCUGAAAAGCCAGACAAGCAGCCCAAAAGACCAGCCAUGAUACCCUUCCAUCACAGACUUUCUGUGGAUCCGGAGGCUUGCAUUGAGCCAGAGUCUGCUGGGGCCCAGAAACUGGGACUAGUGGUGCUGGAGACCCCUCUAGAUGUGUUGCCUACCUGCAAGUAUCCCAAACCCCACCCUACAAGUGAAAAACCCCCAGAGUCGCCCAUCCAAUCUCCUGUCUCCCCUUUGCCCCCCACUCUAAGCCCUCACCCGCGGGUACAGGAACAUGAGUUGCUGGAGCCCCCCAUAGGUCUGCCACCUUGUCCAGAGAUACCCAUGGGUCCACGGUUAUCAGAGCCCAGUGAGACGGCACUGUACAUGGCAUCCCUCCCUCCCGUGGAGGCUGCGGGUGGGUGGUGGAAGGGUUACAAGGCCCCUAGCAUGGUGAAUCCUGAAUUCCGGCCCCCAGAGCUACAGAGUGAUCGAGUGGAGAAUAAGGCCGAGGCGACCAAUGAGGGGGCUACAUUGAAGAGGCUGUUCAUGCAAACCCACAAACGCUUCAAGAUCUCAGAGGAGAGGGUGAAAGAACACAUUCGCACUCUGGGCCUCCUGCAACAACCAGGGGCAGAGGGGUUGACCGACUCCAGCGAUGAUCCCUAUGCCUUCAAAGAAGGGGAAUUUGAGUACAGCUUCUCUACUUCCAAGAGACUUAAGGGGCAGCAGAGGGAGCCUGGAAGGAAAAUUAAGGGAGACACCAUAACCACAAGUAGCUCUGGAGCAGUACCUGAUGGGAAAGAUGCCAUGUCCAUUUUCAGCACAGCACCAAAAUCUGAGGAAUCUCAACAGGAUGGUGCGGCAGCCAAGGCCAACCCACCCCUGACCAGGGAGACAGAUCUAGUGGUCCUCAUCUCUGACCUGGAGAACAUCUUUGACAACUCAGAUGAAGAUGAACUAGGGGCAAUGGCUCUUCAUCAGCAAACACCCAAGGCCCCUCCUGUUGGGGCCGAAGAUCGGCCCCUGGGAAAGGAUGGCAGGACUGCCGUGCCAUACCCUCCAACAGUUGCAGAUCUCCAGCGCAUGUUCCCCACUCCGCCCUCCCUUGAGCAGCACCUGGCUUUCUCUCCUGUCAUGACUUACCGAGACACGCUCAGCCAGGAGCCCCCGACCCCUGCAGCCAACACAGACCAUUCUCUGGGGCCCCUGGUCACCUCCCAGCUCACUGAAUUCAGAAUGGAGGUGGAAGAGGGCAUGGCCAGCCCAAAGGCAGAGAACGUCAAGGACUUCUCAUUUGUGUAUCGUGUUCCUGCUGUUCAACCACACAUUGGCUGCUCCAUGUUUGCUCCACUUCGAGCCCUGCCUAGUCAAUACUUGCCCCCCCUGAGGAUUCCAGACAACUGUUACUAUCGGCCAUCCUGGGCCCUUCCCCCCAAGAUGGAGCAACUGCAUCUCCCCCCUCAGUUACCCUUCACCCGGGAUGGUUACAUAAAUGUGCCAAGUGUCAACAGCCUGCUAGACCAGGACUAUGCCCAGAUGAGUACCCCUCAGAUGGGCACACCGGUCGCUGUCCACAGUGCCGCUUCAACGGGCAACACCGGUGGGGGUGGUGUACUGCCCUCUACUUCUCCUGCCACCCCCCGCUUCUCUGUGCCCACUCCUCGGACCCCCCGGACCCCCAGGGGAACAGGAGUGACAGGGAGUGGGCAGGGGUCCGUCAAGCAAGACGGCACCGAGCUUAGCUCUCCGGCAUCCUCCACCCCCACCACCAGCCGGCUUGGCCUGAGCUCCGUAGAGCCCCUUGCCCCGCCCGCCCUUCCCGAAGCCCACAGCCUGUAUGCCGUUCUGCUCCUCUCCGACUCGGUGCUGGAUGUCUUCAAAGACCGCAACUUCGACAGCUGCUGCAUCUGCGCCUGCAACAUGAACGUGAAGGGCGCAGACGUGGGCCUGUACAUCCCCGACUCCAGCCGCGAGGACCAGUACCGCUGCAUGUGCGGCUUCAGCGCCAUCGUCAACCGCCGGCUGGCCCACGGCACCGGCCUGUUCCUGGAGGACGAGCUGGACAUCUUCGGCCGGGGUUCGGAGGUCGGGCAGGCGGCGGAGCGGCGCUUGGCUCUCUGCCGCAGGACGGCCCCCAUCGCCGAUCCCUCCGCCGACGUGCUGGUGCUCCUGCAGGAGCAGUGCUCCCGGCCCAUCUCCUUGCUCGCCUCCCUCCAGCGGACACCUUCCUGUUCCUGCCGCGGCCGCCAGGAGGCGCUGCUGCAGAACUGGAUGGCUGAUAAGCUGUGGGCGGACAGCAGCGACGCGUGCGCCGAGUGCUACAAUGCCCUGGUGCAAGGCCAGCAAUACGUGGACAAUCCAGCAGGGGGCAAGGUGGACCCAGUCGUUGUGAGAAGCACUGCACUGCACAGUUGGCCACACGCAAACGUGCUGGACAUCAGCAUGCUGUCCUCCCAGGAUGUGGUCAGAAUGCUGCUUUCUCUCCAGCCCUUCCUCCAGGAUGCCAUCCAAAAGAAGCGAACGGGCCGAACUUGGGAGAACAUCCAGCACGUUCAGGGCCCGCUCACCUGGCAACAAUUUCACAAGAUGGCUGGACGGGGCUCCUACGGCUCAGAGGAGUCUCCUGAGCCCCUCCCCAUACCUACCUUGUUGCUGGGGUACGACCGGGACUUCCUCGCAUUGUCUCCGCUGGCCCUGCCCUUCUGGGAGAAAUUGCUUCUAGAACCAUACGGAGGACAACGGGAUGUUGCCUUCCUGGUGAUCUGCCCCGACAACGAGGCCCUCCUGGCUGGGGCACGAGUCUUCUUCCGGGAGCUCAGUGCCGUGUACGAGACCUGUCGGUUGGGAAAACACAGACCCCUGGCCAAGGUGUCCCAGGAUGGGAUGGUCCUGGUUGGUGCGCUGGAAACCCAGGAAGUGACAGAAGACCUGGUGGAUCAGUGGCUCUCUGAGCCGUGGACUGGCCAGCAGCAGGAUAAUAAUCUCACUAAGUUGAAGUGCUAUGCCCAUGUCUGCAAGCAGCUGGUUCCACAGUUGGCUGCGCUUCCGCUCGACAGCAGUGUGCUCCUGCCCUUUAAACCUCAGCCUCCUCUGUCCCCCGCGCCCGCAUCCCAGCCGGCCCCCGGCGGCCAGCCACCCGUUACGGUCUCGGCCCCUGACAGCAGUGCAUCAGCACAGGGGACUGGGGCCACCCCCAUGCCCUCUGGGUCUACACCGGGCCAGCAAGGUGGAGCAGACAUGCCACAGGGGGGCAGCGCAGAAUCUGAGAGCACUGCCUGCCCAGUGCAACCCCCUGAUUCAUCUGCUGAAAACCCAGAGAGCUCUGCGGACCGGGAGCGCAUCGGCAUCCCGACUGAGGCAGAAGCGGCGGACAGUCACGCCCACCCGCCGGCUAUCGUGAUCUACAUGGUGGACCCGUUUCUUCGCGCCGACGGCAGCAGCCGGGAGGAGGAGGAGGAGGAGGGGGAGGGGGUGGAGCCGGACAGCGUGUGGCUGCUGGGGCUUCUGCGCUGCUACACGGAGCUGCUGCGCACCCUGCCCGGCGUCCUGCAGCCCGCCAUCGUCCUGCAGGUGGUGCCUUGUCAGUACCUGCUGCAGCUGGCCUGUGGGGAGAGCCCGAUGUACCUGCAGCACCUGCGCUCCCUGGCGUUCUCAGCGUACUCCCAGUGCCGACGCCUGCUGCCCACCCAGACGCACAUAAAGUCUCUGACAGGCUUUGGGCCCGCCUCCGAUGUCAACACCACCCUCAAGGCCUCAGAGAACCCCAGCUCUCUGCAGCUAUACUCCCCGACCUUCAUCCUUGGCCCCACGCGCACUAAGCAGCUGGAGAUGGGAGAGGCCUGGGGGGAGGCCACCCCACGCUACGGCGUGCUCUUUGUGGGCUACUGCCUCUCCCACGACCAGCGCUGGAUCCUCGUGUCCUGCACUGACCAGCAGGGGGAGCUGCUGGAAACCUGUGUCAUUAACAUUGACGUGCCAAACCGGGCACGAAGGCCAAAGGUCUCACCUCGGAAGAUGGGCUUGCAGAAAGUAUGGGAGUGGUGCAUUGGCAUCAUUCAGAUGACCUCGUUACCAUGGAGAAUUGUGAUUGGCCGACUGGGCCGACUGGGUCACGGGGAGCUGAAGGACUGGAGCGUUCUUCUGGGGGAGCACUCCCUCCACUCCAUCAGUCGGCAGCUGCGCGACGUGUGCCGGAUGUGUGGCAUCUCUGCCAGCGACUCGCCCUCCAUCCUCAGUGCCUGCCUCGUUGCCAUGGAGCCCCAGGGCUCCUUUGUGGUUAUGCCCGACGCGGUGACGAUGGGCUCCGUCUUUGGUCGCAGCACAGUCCUGAACCUACAGACCUCGCAGCUCAACACCCCACAGGACGCCUCCUGCACACACAUCCUGGUCUUCCCCACAUCUGCCACCACACAGGUGGCCCCUGGCACCUAUCCCACUGAGGAUAACCCAGAUGACAUGUUUGACCUCCCUUUCCCCGACGAGCUUGAGAACGACAUUGGGAAUGACAUGAUGCUGAUCACAGGGAAUCUCCCCCCCUUCCCAAACACAUCCCCUGUGCCCUCUCCCGGCUCCCCAUCUGGCAUGGGAGGGGGGGCUCACUUCCAGCACGCCCGGAGUCAGGGAGAGAGGCUUCUGUCCAGAGAGGCCCCAGAAGAGCUCAAACAGCAACCCUUAGCUCUGGGAUACUACGUGUCCACUGCCCGUGCCGAUGACCUACCGCAGUGGUUCUGGGCCUCCUGUCCGCAGGCACAGAAUCAGUGUCCACUCUUCCUGAAGGCGUCUCUCCAUCACCACAUCUCCAUCACUCAGACUGAUGACCUCCUAUCCAGCAAGGCCUCACAAAGAAGCCCCCAUCCUCUGGACUCCAAGACCACCUCUGACGUGCUACGGUUUGUUUUGGAGCAGUACAACGCCCUCUCCUGGCUGACGUGCAGCCCUGCCUCGCAGGACCGCCGCUCCUGUCUGCCUGUUCACCUGGCCGUUCUCACACAGAUGUACAACGCAAUCCUGAAAAUGCUGUAGAGUUUGGUGAACUGAUCCCACUGAUCAAACUGUGUGGGGGCACUAGUAGGGACAAGUGCAAAAGGUCCUUAAUCUCUCUUUCCCCCUGAGACCCUGCCCUGCCCUGCCAGCCACAGAAGGGUGUCCUCUCUCAGAAAUCACUUCUUCCCAAUUAGAGCCAGAUGCAUUGGGCUAAAGUUUUUAUCCUGGUGAUCUACAGUAUUCUCACAAUACCCUCAGGCGAGGCUGUCUUGACAUAUUCUGAACCAAUGAGUUGGCGAAGAAGACGACUGUUAUCAUGACGGUCUGGCAGUGGUUUGACCCGCUUGGCAGGGAUGUCAGGGUGCAGGACUGUGGGUCAGUCCUUCAACUGUAUCAGCAUGGCAUUGGUACAUCUGAGCUGGCUUUCUGCUGCCUCAUGUUGCUUCAGUGCCAUGCAGGCCCCUCCAUUACACAUUACUAAUAGGCUUUGUGGUCAGCCGACAGUCCUGUUUCACUUGUGCCAAUUUCACAGUCCAGGCCUUCAAGGACAGCCAGAGAUGCAAGAAACCAUUCACCUUGAUGGUAGCUGCUUUUCCUCCUAUGAGCCAUGUCAGGGCUUGCCAAAGCUUGAUCUUACAAAUGCUAGUAGCUCCCUGAAUGCAGCACAGGCAAAGCUUCCCUUGGUUUCCUGACCUCAGGACACCUCAGACUUUUUGGUUGCCAAAAUCAAACCAGGUCCUGCUUAGGGGUCUCAUUUAUAAAAUUGUCAAAGAUCAAAUUGUAUUUUGAGUAGAGGCUUACGCAGAAAACCAUGACUAAGUGUUAUUCAUAAAAUCCCACUUUGACAUGUAUAUGAUUGUACCUCUGUAAAAUUUGCACUAAACAUACUGGAAGUUAAUUACCUGCUGGUUCUGUGGAGGUUCUAUAGCUAUACACACAUCCCUAAGAAUAACAUUUACCUGAUUUAAUUUUAGGCAUGAAGACGGCAAGAAUCAUGAACAACCCCACAUAAAAUGCCAUAUAAAAAGUGUUAUAUUAUCAGGCACAUAUAAAAGCAGUUCCCUCUCCUUUGAAUUCCCUGGUGUUACAGGUGCUGUGGACUGCACGUGUUGCCAUACAGACACUGUCUGUAAAUUGAAGUUCAUUUGAGAUUUAUAUCGGACAUGUGCGUAUAUGCAGAUACACUAAUUUAAAUCAACUUCUUUCAGUCUCAGUUAUUUUUAUAAAUAAAACAUAAGCUCAACUUGGGAAAUGAAUUUCAAAUUUAAAUUAAGUUUAAAUACAAGAACAUUUUUAUAAAUGAGACCUCAGAUCUAUUAUGCAUUAGAAGAUUUGUAUAUGAAGAGAAGCCAGAUGCAAGUCAGGUAAUUAGUCGAUUAAAUACAAGAGAUUUGAGCAUCCGUAGGUACAUUCAAUCAGUAUUAUGUCUCUUCUUUUGUUAGAAAUACAUAAAAAUGUUCUUACUAUAGUAUUAGCUACUAAUAUCUUUGGAUGGUUAUACUAUUAUAAAAACUGUUAUAUUUCCACUUAAUAGUUAACCAACUUUUUGCAAUACGGCAAGCUGUCUGUAUACACAGAAUAUCGAUUUCCAAAAUGCAAACAAUAACCCUGAGAAGAAAAAAAAAACAUACACACCCAUAGCCUUGUUGAUAGGACAGCCCAUGAGUUCAGGGAAAUGGCAUUAAACACAUAUAUAGUGGCUCCCCUGAGGUCUGAAAAGACACUGACAAGCCCUUGCAUGGCCCAAUGUUAGAAAAGAAGCCAACACAUAAGUCACAUGAUGAAUGGCAAAGUAUUUACUGGUUGUGUCAAGAUGCUGGUCUUCUGAUUUAUUUUCCCUGUAAAAAUGCAUAGCUCCAAAAAUGCUGUUAAAACAGUAUUCAGUACACAUAUCAGUGUAUGUGCAUCACAUAGCCUCAACAUCACACCUUGGUUCACAAUUUAUUGGCUCUUUCCCUUGUUUUUUUAACAGGUAAAAUGGGCUGUGGCGGCCAUUGUGAAAACAUAUUCUGUUCUCCCUUGUGACCCUUUUGUGAAGUGAAAACAUGUAUAAGGAUAUAAAAACUUGACUGUAGUCUAUCUUAGGAAACACAGCCAUGGAAUUCUGAGUUUGGUUACUGCCAUAGGCCUAUUCACUAAGAGGAUGACUCAGUGACCUUACAGUGUACUAAAACCGCACUCUGCAGGCCCAGAGACACACAUUGCACUGACCAUAAUUCAUGAUAAGGGCAACAUUAUGAGACAUGCAGGCGCAUACUCACUCCAGCCGAGAGGGAUGAAGUGUGCAACCAGGAUAGAACCCAUGUCUGUACUAAUGCACAAAAUCCAGUUCCCUGAUAGUCCAUGAAGCCACUGAGAUGCAUUGUUUUUUUUUUCUUUUUCACAAUGACAUUUUGUCUUUUUUCUAUUUAACUGUACAGUCAUCAUGACAUUGUUUGCUAACAGCACUCAAUUUUGUGGUGACAUCUGUCAGAGGGUGAGGAACUAAGACAUCCCAUAAAGACACUUUUUACUUUCUUUUUUAUUGUUGUAGAUAGAAACAUGAUGGAGACAAAUGUAAGUGAUAAAAUUAAACAAAAACAAAUGAACCUGUGUAUAGUGUAAAACUGACAUUUACAAAGAAUUGAGAUUAUUUUUAUUAAUUAAAACACAAAAUGAGAACAAAAAAAUGUUUUGAGGCCUUUUCAAAAUUUGACUGAGAGCCUUGGUAUGAGACAUGUAACAAUUGUUUUACAAUUAAAAAGUAAAAAAUAAAAAACAGAAGAAGAUUGCAUAUUUAUAUUAUACAAAAUGUUAUUAUAAAUACCUCCUGCAUCAGCUACAUAUGGGGGGUUUUACUUUAAAACAAAACAAAUCAAUUAUCUAAAGAAUUUUUCAUCCUAUUUCUUUUUGUAUUCUAUAUUGUUUUGAAAUAUUGGCCUAUUUUUAUUUAAUGAUUUUAAGUUAAGUAAAUAAAUACUGCAGACAAAAUAUAUUUAUAAAAUUUGUUUCCCUUUAGCUACAUAUUAAACUUGAAAUAGAUGGCAAUAGAUUUAAUAACACAUAUUUGAGCAUCAAAGAGUAUUGUAUAUUUGACUAAAAUGCAUUAAUUUAGGGGUGGUUUUUAAAAUGCUUUAGGAUACCAUCACAUCCCCUAUUUCUUCAACUCCUCCACCAAAAAACCUUGCAUGCCUGUAUAUAUGCAUAUUCAACUGAAAUUUUGGAGGCUCUGAAAGCUGUACAUUUCAUGCUGGUUUUUAUUUUCCUUUGUGUGAUUCAUAUGAAACAUUUUGCUGUUGGCUUUAGCAUAUAUAUGAGCUCCAUGACUUUUGGGACAAAGACAUAUUUUUUAUUUGAGUUGGCUCGAUACUACACAAUUUCAGAUUUGUAAUUUUUGGUACACAUUCUCAGCUUUUACUUGAUGGUAUUUCUUACCUUUUUGCCUUCACCAUGUAGAAAUAACAGCACUUUUUACACAGUCUUGCCCAUUUCAGGGCACCAUAAUACUUGGGACAUAUGAAUGGUAUGUAAACGACAGUAGUGAUGUUUAAUACUUUGUCAUAUCCUUUGCAUGCAAUGACUGCUCAAAGUCUGUGACCCAUAGACUUCACCAAGUGCUUCUCUGGUGAUGCUCCGCCAGGCCGGUACUGCAACCAUUUUCCGCUCCUGCUUGUUUCAGGGGCUGUUUGCCUUAAAUUUUCCCUGCAGCGUGUGAAACGCAUGUUCAGCAAUGAGUUUGGAAGCAUUUGCUUGAAUCUGACCAAAUAAGAUGCUUCUGUACACAUUAAUUCUGCUGCUGAUAUCAGCAGUUACAUCACCAAUACAUUGCAUCACUGAAGACACGUGAGCCAGUACCUGUUGUAGCCAGAAAUGCAAGCAUGACACUCCUACCACCAUGUUUCACAGAGGAUGGCGGUGCUUCGGAUCUUGGGCACUUUCUUUUGGUCUCCGCACUUCGCUCUUGCCAUCACGAAUAAUUCUUGGUCUCAUCUGUUCAAAAUACCUUUUUUUCAGAACUCUGCAGGCUCUGGGUACUUCUUAGAAAACUGUAAAUCCUGUUUUUGUAGCCAAAUACUAGUUUUCAUCUUGCAGUAUAGCCUCUGUAGUUCUGUUCAUUAAGUCUUCUGCAGACAGUAGUCACUGACACGUCUCCUAAACAGUGUUUCUGAUCUGUCAGACAGGUGUUUGGGUUUUUUUCUUCAUUAUGGUGAGAAUUCUUCAACUGUAGAGGUCUUCCUUGGCUUAGCGGGCCCUUUACAUUUACUGAGCUCACCAGUGCUUUGACAAUUUCUUUCUUAUUUCACAGUCUCAUAAUGGCUUCCUUAACAUUCAUUGGCAGAACUCUGGUCCUCAUGUUGACAAAGGCAAUCAACAACCUAGAAUCAAGACUAGAUAGAGAAAGCUCUCUUAUGCCUGCAAGGAAGCAAUUGAACACAUCUGACUAAUUAAAAACAUCUGUGAAGCCAUUUGUCCCAAAUAUUAUGGUGCCCUGACAUUGAUGGACUAUUUAUUAAAAGUGCUGUAAUUUUUACAUGAUGAAACCAAAAUGUGUAAAAAUACCCUUUAAUAAAAGCUGACCACAUGUGAAUUGAUUUAUUACAAGUAUAAGAUUGGAGAGCACAGAUCCAAAUCAAGAAGAAAAAAAAAUUGUCCCAAACACUAUGGAGCUCGCAAUAUAUAUAUAUAUAUAUAUAUAUAUAUAUAUAUAUAUAUAUAUAUAUAUAUAUAUUAUAAUGCAACCAUGGAUAUAUAAUAUUCAGCUUUGGAAGCAUUACUGGGAGGUUUCUUGAGGUUGUAUUACCAAGAAAAGUACACUAAAAACCAAGAAAUAAAAUUUGAUACAGCUGUUGUUAUUUUAAAUAUCAGUCUGAUCUAUCUUGAAAAAGAGAAAUCUGUAUCUUUUACACUCUUUUUUUAGUAAAUUAUUAAAUUAUUGAAAAAGCUGUUUGAAAGUCCA